Molecule: messenger RNA, 1770 nt
Organism: Caenorhabditis angaria
Lineage: Eukaryota; Metazoa; Nematoda; Chromadorea; Rhabditida; Rhabditidae
Source: the annotation of a GenBank genome assembly
AUGGGAGAAGAAUUGUGUAAUAUUUGCAAUGACAAAUCAACUGGUAAACAUUAUGGUGCAGUAAGUUGUGAUGGUUGUAAAGGUAGAUAAUUAAUUAACAAUUUUGUGAAAGAAAAUGAUUUUUGAAAUUUUCAGGAUUUUUCAGGCGAAGUAUAAGGAAAAGAUAUCACUAUGUAUGUCGAUUUGAAAAAUGUUGUGAUGUUACAAAAAGUAAUUUACCUAUUAAAAAUUGUUGAAAUCAAAAAACAAUUCCAGAUAAACGAAAUGCUUGUAGAUCUUGUCGACUUCAAAAAUGUGUCAAAGCGGGUAUGAAAGCUAAUGGUAAGUUUUUAACAAAAACUCAUGGCAGCCACAUAUUACCCGAUUUUUUUGGAAAACUAUACUUCAGAAAGUUCCAAAAUAAUCUAUUAAUUUUGUUUAGUACUUUUUCAACACGGUGGUCAGGAAAGAUUACUGUAGAAGUUUGUUUUCUCUUUUUUCUUUUCUUAAGUUAUUUUAUUUGACUUCAGAUACAGAUAAUUUUUUCUGAGAAUAUAUAGUUCAACUACAAAAUAUAUUCUUAUCAAUAUUAUAUCAUAUUAUAAAAUAUUAUAUCGAAGAACACAAUUUUCUUUAUUUUUCAGCGAUACAAAAUGAAAGAGAUGCGAUUGGAAAAAGAAAAAAAGCUGGAGAUCAAACAGAAACAGAAAAAGAAGAAUUAAUUGAUCAACUUGUUGCAGCUGAAACAUUAUGUCAACAAUUAAGAUCAAGUGUAAUUAAAAGAACACAACAAGUAUCAUAUGAUUGUGGAAAAGUAAAAUGGAAUUAUGAAGAUGAUCGAAGAGCAACAUUAGAUGAUAUCGGUAAAAGUAUACAUCAACAACUUGUUUUAUUGGUUGAAUGGGCUAAAUCAUUACCACAAUUCACAUUUCUUGCAAUUUCUGAUCAAGCAUCACUUUUAAAAGGAACAGCAGCAUCAAUUAUUGUAUUAGGAGUGGCAUUUCGAUCAAUUUGUUUAACUGUUGGUGAUUCGAUUUGUCUUGCAAAUGAUACACUUCUUCAAAAAGAUCAUGCAACUCAUGUUGGAGAUAUUAAGUUUGUUUAAAUAUUUUGAAAAAUUACAAAAAAAUAAAAAUAGACAUUUCAGUUGUGUUGUUGGACGAAUUAUUGAUGAAGUUGUAAAUCCAAUGAGAAGAUUAAAUAUGGAUUUGAUUGAAUAUGUUGCAUUAAAAGCUAUCCUAUUUUUCAAUCCAGGUAAGCUGUCAAAGUUUUCAUUCAUUUUUGUUUAAGGUUACUGUAGAUAUUCUAUUUUUUGAUAUUUUUGAUUUUAUCCAGAUAACCGUAUGUUCAUUAAAAAACCGGGCCAUGCAAAAAUAAUUUCACAAAAAACAAUUUUACAGUUGUUCGAGAACUUCAAGAUGUUGCAAAUAUUGAAAAUUCUCGAUUUGCCUGUUUGAGAUCACUUCAAAAAAGAUGCGCAGAGAAAGCAGUUUUAGCUUUGGAAGAUGACGGAUUUGAUUGUCGAAGUGGCAAAUUAUUGUUAUUAUUACCUUCACUUCAAGCAAUUGCUCAACAAUUGGUAAACCUUUUUCUCAUCACUUUUCAAAGAUGAAAAUAAAUUAAAAUUUAAAGGUAGAAGAUGUUCAAUUAGCUCGACUUUUUGGACUUGUGAAUGUUGAUGCAUUGAUGUCUGAAUUAAUUCUAAAUGAUCAAAAAGCAUCAGAUCCUCAAAUUCUUCAAACAAGUCUAUCAUCGCCUGUCGAAUCAAUUAAAACUGAACUCGAGGAGUGA